AUGAUGGAUGUUAUUCAGGCAGCGGAGGCAGAUAGGUCCCGUACUCAGCACAAGUGUUUUCCUGGCCAGUUGAUUACUAUUGUGAAGGAAGUUGUGAAGAACCAGACCAUAACCAAGUGGAGGGAAACUAAGCUACGUGAGAUAGGGCUUGAUUUUGUUUUUGAUAUGCAGAUGACCAUGUUUGACGCUGAGCUGAUAUCGUGGCUCUCUGAGAAUUUUGAUGCCAAGACCAUGUCAAUUCAGAUGAUGGGUGGUCGGGUUCUCCGCUUCACAGCAGAUGAUGUAUCUAGGAUAUAUGGCUUGCCUAGGGGUCCCCAGAAGGUCAAUGUUGACAAGUUUCCCAUGAAGGCCAAGAAGAAGUUCAGGUUGGCGCUUUAA
Linum trigynum is the source of this 378-nucleotide messenger RNA. Lineage: Eukaryota; Viridiplantae; Streptophyta; Magnoliopsida; Malpighiales; Linaceae. The record is from the annotation of a GenBank genome assembly.